GGUAGAGUUUUAUUUUUGGUAGGGUCGCUUAUGGCUGAGUCGUAUACCUGCCCGCAAAUACUCUUGCUUCCGACGACAUUAUUAUUUGUGUACAUGCUUAAUUAUAGUUGGUUGUAAACCCAAUUGAAUCAAUAUGCAUAUAUAGGUAUACCCUACACAUAUGUAUGUAUAGUUAGUAGUCAAAGCAAGUAAGAACAUAAAAUCGUGUAUAACUACAAGUACGUAUAUAACUUAAAAUUUUUACACUAAACGACAAAAAAUUAUCGUUUGGAUUCAUAUCCAUUUAUAAGAGUUUAAUAAAGUAGUAAAGCAUACAACGGUGGUUUAAAUUUUCCAAUCCGACCAUGGAUUCUCUUGCAAAUUAUUGCAGUGAUGGGGAAAAUAGCAACGAUUCAGGCGACGCUCAACCAUCAAAUGAAAAGAAGUGUCGUAUCCGUGAAAGAAAAGCCAGUGACGUCAACUACGAUCCAGUUCAAAUGGAUAUGAGUGAGGAGAGUAACAACAAUAACUCUUUUGAUGAUUCGGAUAACGAUGACAGAACUUGCAAUCCACCGAUAUUGAAUCACCAGGCAUCGAGUGCUGUAAAAUCAGAUUCAACACGCUCUCGUCCCUCUCCCUCAGACCAGAGGCGUGCAGACCAUGAUAGCUCAAAAUCAAAUUGGUCAGGCGAUCUCAAACGAUCUGAUAAAAAUUAUCGAAUACGAAAUUCGGAAGAAAAAUGUCGCCGAUCAUCAAAUGACAGAAAACAUCGCGAUUCCGAUUAUAAAGAUUCUAAAAAAUCUCGAGAUGAUGAUAGAAGACAUCGUGAUGAAGAUCGUCGAGAUCGUAGAGAUAGAAAUUCAUCUAGCCGACAUUCUUCGGGAAGAGAAGACAGACAAGAUGAGCAAAACAGGCGAUCAAAAUAUAGAGAUCGAGAUCAAAGGCAUUCUAGAAGUGAUAGAACAAAAGAACGUUAUCGGGAUGAUCGUUCCUCAUAUCAAAAAGACAAAGAUCGUGCAAGAUCUCGAUCGAGAUCGAAAGAACGUUCAUCAUUACCUUCUCGUUCAUUGAAUUAUCGUGAAGAAAAAGGAAGAAGUAAAUUAGCUCAGUUAGAAAAACUUGGUAUUGAAUUGAAAACUCCCGAAUGUACAGUAAAUAAUCCAACUGUCCAUGGUGAACAAAGUUUUUAUAAUCCACUGACAACUGCAACUCAGGGGAAAUAUGCCGAGCAAAUUCAAAAACGUAAACUUUUGUGGGCAAAUAAGUCGAAACAAGAAGAAGGUAAAAGUACGCCUGCAGUCAAUUCAAAUACAUGGAUAGGAACGACAUUUACUCAUGAUCAAGAUGGAAAACUUUCAGCUAAAUUUAAACGAUUGAUGGGUAUUAAAAAUGAAGUACUUACUGCACCAACGGCAGGACAAAAACCUGAAAUUUUAAAGAAACAAGAAGAAAUGUUUAAUAAUAUGGAACAACAGUACGAAGUUGCUCGCGCAACAACACAUACUCAACGUGGUGUUGGUCUCGGUUAUGCUAGCAGCGGUUAUCAAUUUCCAAGAUAGUUUGUUUAAUUUUUUUUUUUCUCUCUUAAGUUUACAAAUAAAGUGAUGAGACAGACUUAUUUUCAAUAAAUGAAGAAUAGUAAAAAUAAAUUUAAAAAAAUUAUGAUUUUAGUUAAUCUGCGAGUUUAUUAUUAUGAAAAUAUGAUGCAUCUAUAAAUUAUUCGACAAAUGUAUAAGAUUGUCAAUACUCUAAAUAAUAGUAUAAGAGUGUUUUGAAAUUUACUAAAGUAUUAUAAUAAAAUGAAAAUAUAUCUCAUGA
Molecule: messenger RNA, 1797 nt
Organism: Microplitis demolitor
Lineage: Eukaryota; Metazoa; Arthropoda; Insecta; Hymenoptera; Braconidae
Product: arginine/serine-rich coiled-coil protein 2
Exons: 5
Coding region: 345-1538 (397 amino acids)
Source: RefSeq, a predicted model, not a curated record